Molecule: messenger RNA, 1161 nt
Organism: Carcharodon carcharias (great white shark)
Lineage: Eukaryota; Metazoa; Chordata; Chondrichthyes; Lamniformes; Lamnidae
Gene: lta-a
Product: tumor necrosis factor-like
Exons: 5
Coding region: 156-977 (273 amino acids)
Biological process (GO): immune response
Cellular component (GO): membrane
Molecular function (GO): tumor necrosis factor receptor binding
Source: RefSeq, a predicted model, not a curated record
CCUCUGGCUGUUGGAAAACCCCGUCAUCCGGGCGUUUUCCAAUGGCCAACUUUAAAUAGAGCUUCUGCUCAAGGCAGCGACAAGAACAAGUGGGAGAACUGCUUACAACGCCCAGGCCACACUGACUGUACUUGUCUGGCAAGCAGCCUUCAGGCAUGAGCAGCAAGCACACACUGUUAGCUGCUGAGGUGGGUGGAGAGAAUGUCGAGAAGCAGACUGGCGUUAAGAGCUGUUUCCUUGGCCGGGCUUUCUGUGUGAUUGCUGUCCUCGGCUCAGUGACUUUCACUGCGUACCUGCUCCUCUGUCAACUUGGAGUUAUACCAUCAAAACAGGUGCUGUCCCCUCCUCCUGCACUCCUGCCAUUGGUUGACCAUCAUGUCCACCCUACUGACACCCUGCCUUCCCAUGCCAGAUUGAAAACAGCUCUGAUCGUAAAGGGUGAGAGAUACCUGCUAGCAGACCCUCUUAAUGAUGAGCUGCCUAGCCUCAUGAAAGUGAUGGGGAGAGCACCAGAGAAGAUCACGGUCCAUCUGACAGCCUCCAGAAAAAUAAAAGGAGAGAAGAGAGUGACCUGGCGAAACACAGAAAGCCUCCCUAGUGGUGUGGAAUUCAAGGACAACAGUCUCAUCAUCAAGGUCCCUGGUCAGUACUUUGUCUACACCCAGGUGGUCUUCUAUGGUGAUAGCUGUAAGGGUAAGACCAUCUACCUGAGCCACGAGCUCGCCAAGCUCUCGGCUUCCUACGGAGACAGGAUAACCUUGCUUGGUGCAGUGAAGUCCGUCUGCCACCCCGUCCAAUGCAGACCUCCGCCAACACGUGGUCCUUGGCCUGGGGACCCCUGGUACAAGACGAUCUAUCAGGGAGCCAUAUUUGAGUUCUUGGAGGGCGAUCGCAUCUUCUCCGGGUUCAGUGAGAACUCAGUGCGUUAUGUAAACACUGAAGUAGGGAGGACCUACUUUGGGUUAUUUGCUUUGUGAAGGGCUUUUCAUCUCUAAACCACCUCCCCACACCCACCACCAACACCAAGCCCCCAGGUCCAUGUAAUGAGCAAUGCGGAUGAAAGAAAACAUUAAUGGAUAGAGACAUGUGGGAGCCUGGGAUAGCUGAGCCUGGAGACUGGAGUGUGGGGGAGGUGAGGGGGAACGGUGGGCAAGGCUGAGG